AUGACUUUGCGUUUCAGUCGACUCUUCAACACAACUCAACUCAACUUCUCUUCACUUCGAGAAUUGAUUCGUGUCGAGUCCUCUGAAGGCACGAAAGCGGUCGAAGUGGACGCCGACGAGUCGACCGAAGCCUUCAUCAAAAAGGUGUGCACUCGUGAUGGCAGUGAUGGCCACUCAGUGCUGACAAUGACUCACGUCUUUCUCUCUCACCAUUAG
This is a messenger RNA of Medioppia subpectinata, 216 nucleotides long. The record is from the annotation of a GenBank genome assembly. NCBI's taxonomy places the organism in Eukaryota, Metazoa, Arthropoda, Arachnida, Sarcoptiformes, Oppiidae.